Messenger RNA from Nicotiana attenuata, 906 nucleotides. Its product is annotated as multiprotein-bridging factor 1c. NCBI's taxonomy places the organism in Eukaryota, Viridiplantae, Streptophyta, Magnoliopsida, Solanales, Solanaceae. The transcript has a single exon. Gene Ontology annotation, molecular function: DNA binding. Gene Ontology annotation, cellular component: nucleus. The record is from RefSeq and is a predicted model, not a curated record. Bases 139 to 582 code for a protein of 147 amino acids.
GAACCUUCCAGACUUCCACUCCACUAUAUAUAAUCCUUCCGUUUCCUUUUCCUCUCCCACUCAAAGUUCAAGUUAAAAAACUACAGUAAUUUUCAUCAGCAUCGAUUACGAUUAUAAAUAUUCAUAUAUUAUUCGAAGAUGCCGGUCCGAUCAACGGGAGGAAUCAGACAAGAGUGGGAGCCAGUCGUGCUCCACAAGCCAAAGUUGAAGGCACAAGACUUGAGGGAUCCAAAGGUUGUAAACCAGGCAUUGCGAACCGGAGCACAGGUUCAAACGGUGAAGAAAUUCGACGCCGGUUUGAAUAAGAAAACGACUGCCGCUUCUGCUGUCGUUAACGUUAGAAAACUGGAUGAGGCGGCGGAACCGGCAGCGCUUGAGAAAGUACCGGUGGAGGUGAGGCAAGCUAUACAAAAGGCGAGGAUUGAAAAGAAGAUGAGCCAAGCUGAUUUGGCGAAACUGAUCAAUGAACGGCCACAGGUUGUUGCAGAAUAUGAGAAUGGUAAGGCCGUUCCUAAUCAAUUGGUGUUGGCCAAAAUGGAGAAGAUCCUUGGUGUUAAACUUAGAGGUAAAAUUCACAAGUGAGUGUUUGUAUGAGAUUGCGAAGUUCAUGGUUGUAUUGUUAAUAACUUAUGGUUGUAUUGUUAAUAACUUGUGGAUUCUCCAGGAUUUCGUGUUCUGAUCUGAUUAAUCGUCUUGUAACUGUUUAGAAGCUGUGGCUAUGUAAAAAAUAUGGUGUAAUGUGUUCAUUUUAGUGAAAAAUGGUAGUACUCUGUUUCAAUUUUAAGUGGUACUAGUACUCUAUUUUAAGCGUUUUGUAAUUGUUUAGAAGUUAUGGCUAUGUAAAAUAUAGUCUCUUGUGUUCAUUUUGGUGAAAAAUGGUACACCAGUAAUCUGUUUCAAUUUUUU